Messenger RNA from Knipowitschia caucasica, 3621 nucleotides. The record is from the annotation of a GenBank genome assembly. Lineage: Eukaryota; Metazoa; Chordata; Actinopteri; Gobiiformes; Gobiidae.
AUGAAGGACAAAGUUAGGAGAGGAGGAGGCAGAAGUCAGGCCAAGAAUGAUGACACAAUGGAUCUCAAUAAGAAUGAGGAUACUUUCUCUGUAAAAAUACAGGGUGCAGGAGUUGAGCAAUUUGAACUGCAGGUGCAUGGAUUUUGGCUGGUUCAAGAUGCCAUAAUGACGCUGCUUUCAAGAGAUGAAGUGUUUCCUCGCUCUAAUCUGUCCCUGUCUCUUGCUGGUACAACACUUGACCCUCUCACACCGAUGCAAAGCCUUAAAGGAUUCAAACCGGGAUCUAUUCUUCGUCUAACUGAAGAGCCCUACAACGGUCACUCCGCUCGGCUUCAUUUGGCUCGUGUGCUUGAACUACUGAGGAUGUCAGCCCCCCAGGAUGCAUUGCGAGAGGGUCGCUCACCAAGUAUUUUGGACACCAUCACACAAAGCCAUGCACAAGACACACCGUUACAAAAUGGAAAGAACCUCAAACGCACCAAUACAAAAACAGAAGUGGCAAAUCAAAAUGGCACUCCAGAAUAUUUACUCCCAGGUUCUCAUGAAAGACCUUUGAUGGCUCUGCUCCCAAACAGUUUACAACCAGAGUUCCCUUGCAGUGUGAGGGACCUGAGCCUCAGCUGCUGGAACCCUCCUCCAGGCCAUCGAAAAAUGCAAGGAGACUUAUUGUACAUCAGUGUCGUAACAGUAGAAGGACGACGCUGUGACAUAACCUCUUGUCCCAAAGGCUUCUUCCUAAAUAGGUCUACAGAGGAAGUUUUUGAUCCCCGUCCAGCUCAAUCUACUUCCACUUUCCACUGUUUCACUGACCUCCUUUGUCACCUCAGCCCAGCUUUCAAACAAACAUUCACUACUCUUAAAAACAAAUUUCACUUGCCCCCACUUGAGGCCCUGCCAACCCCAUAUCCUACUCUGAGCUGGUUGGGGCCGCCCUGCUCUUCUCGCAUUCAUAAAAACACAUUCAGCAGACUCGGAGUGGAGGAACAGCCAUCACAAGCUCCUGACUGGAAUGAAGAGUUACAAGCAGCCAGAGACCUUCCCCAAGGAAGUCUAGAAGAGCGACUACAGAGAGACAAAGCUCUGCUACAGGUGAACAGUGCAUUUGUGAGAGCUGUGAUUCAGGGAGCAGAAAGUGUUGUUGAUGGUUUAGUGGACCCGGUCAAUGGAAAUCCAGAGGAUCCAGCGUUCCUAUGGGGCGGCCUGUAUAUGAGCCAGGGAGCUGCAAGUGACGUGUUUGGUGGAGAAAGGGGGCGCAGAGCGGCUCAGAGGCUGGAGCUGAAGGGGGUGCAGGCGUACAGUAACGUAGAAGCUCUGCAGGGGCUUCACACUUUAUCCACAGCGGUGGUGGAUUACAGAGGGGUGCGUCUCUCUGCUCAAGGCCUGGCUCCAGGAAUAGAAGGUUCAGAGCAGGACCAGGAAGCUGACCCAGCAUCUAGAGGCCUUCUGUAUGGAGUGAAUGCAGGACCCCAAGAAUCUCCCCAGCGCAGACAGAAUUACUGUUCUGACACUGGAUUUCCAAAGUCUUUUCCUCAUGGGCUUUGUCGACUAAAAAUUGAGUUACUCCGAGCAUUCAUUCAGCACAAACAUUAUCAGUUUUGUCAGCUUGUGGAGGAGAAGACGGAGGGACACAGAGGCUUAGAAGAAUGUGAAGCACCAGGAGAGUUGCGGGCAUCUACAAUUGCUGUCAGAGAAGCUAGUAAAGAAGUUGGCUCCGUUAGUGAUAUUAUUUUCGAGAUGCGCUUCAAUCCAAACAUUUACUCCCCAGGAGUAACAUUCCCUCGUACUGAAAAUAAGUCUACUAAUCUGCAGAAGAGAUUACUGCAGGAAGCGGCGGCUUUCAUUGUCACACAUCAGAUCCCAGAUUUUGUUGACUAUUGUUUACAAAAUAAUGAAGUUCCAGUUGAUUGCACAUCCCUGAAAAAGGCAUUGCACGAUAAAGGAAUCAACCUCCGCUACAUGGGUCAUCUGGUCAAGGCUAUCACCCAAUCAGAAGACCAGGACAAACUAAGGCACAUACUGAGAAUAGCAAUCAGUGACAUUUUCAUCCGCUCAACAAGAAGAAUAUUCAACCGCUUUGUGCAGGGCGUGGACGUGUCAAGCCUCUCAGCAGCUGUCAGUCACUUUCUCUGCUGCCUCCUUGUCUCACACUAUACUCCCUCCGCCAUUGGGGACGACAUGAAAAAAAAAUCACGACGAAGGGGCCGCGUUGCCGGGCCUUCAGAGAGCUCCCAGUGGAGCACACUGACUGCAGCAGAGCUCUGGAACAUGGUGUGCCAGGAGGCAGAAGAGACAUAUAGCAUCACUGACAUAUUAGGCAAUGGCCCAAACCACCUAGUCGAGCACUACAGCCUUCAGAAACUGUCUCUGCUCAGGGAGUUUUGUUUGAAGACUGGAGUACAGUUAAGACUCAAAGACUAUUUUGUGGACAACCAAAACAAAGCACCUCUCGGUCCAGAAGACGUUCUCAACAUCUUCCCUGUUGUAAAGCACAUCGACAUGGGGUUUAAAGAUGCAGCAAAGUCAUUUUACCUGGCAAAGACCUCAUUACAAAAAGGUUUAUUGGAUCAAGCUUACGAACAGCUGAAAGAAACAACCUACCUAUAUGGAAGAGCACUUUUAGCUGUGUACUUUCAUGCUGGAGGAGAAACUGCACUGGCCCAGAAAUGCCUGCUUAGAGCACGUCUGCUGAUGCUCACAGUACACGGAGAGGAUCACCCUUACAUUGCUGUAUUGGAUAGUUGUCUGGGGCUGCUGAUGACAGGAAGUCACUCAGAGAAAUUCCUUAAGAGUGCUCUGAAGAUCAACAUGUCCUUCUUUGGGUCUUGUAGUCUGUACACUGCUCUCAGUCAGCACCUCUUGGCACAGCAUAUGAGUAGUAAAGGUGACUACAGAAGUGCUAUGGCCCAUGAAAAAGAAGCUCUUACUGCAUUUACUUCUAUGUUUGGAGAGAAUCAUGCCCAGACUCGCUGCAGCACAGAGUUCCUGAGCACGAUUACCAAACAAGCUGUGCGCGUGGAGAGGUCGAUCAGACAAGCUGGACCUGAAUGUCAUGAGCAAACAGUAGAGUGUCUUACUCCAACAACUGAAACUAUUUUGGAGCAGAUGGUUCUGGUCACAGGAAUCAGAAAGGUUGUACAGAGUGACAAGUUCCAAGAAUAUAAGAUAAAACAUAAGGAAAGAAAAGCUGCAGCGGCUAAAGAAGUCAUUGAAAGUUUACUUUCAAAGGCCAUCUCUAAGGAGAGUGCCAGCAAUGAAGAGAAACAGAUCACAACCCAAGAAAAAGAACCCGUGAAGGAGGCUGAGAAAAGUGACAUGAAUGGAGAAAAGACAGAGAGUGAAAAUAAUAUUUCAGUGGAGACAAAAGAUAUGGGUACAGUUAGUGCUGAUGCGGGUGGAUCCGAGUCACCUAUAGCAAAUGCAGAGACCAAAUCAAAACAGUCGGACAGACAAGAUGGAAAUAUCAAUGGGGCCGCAGAAAACUCAGCAAGUCCAACUGCCCAUAAGGCCAUGACUUGGGCCGAUGUGGUCUCAAAACCAGUUAUUGCAAAUGGAGCAGCAGCUUAUGUCCCAGUGGAUAAUGGAGGAUCGGAGACAACACAAGGCUGUGAGCCUGAAGAAUAA